GCGUUGACCACGAAGCAGCGAAACGACAAGAAGAAGAGAGACAGCAACCACUCAACAACAGCACUCGCACCGCUGUCACCGUUCGCACCGGCACCUGUGCCUUCACGUCUCACGUCACACAACCCACUUAACCCCGCCCCCCCCCCUUCCCUCAACCAGGAGCAGCCAUGGGGGACCGCGUGACGCAGCUGCAAGAGCUGCUGCAAGCGCUGAUGGAGCAUUAUCGAAACGCAGUUGGGGUGUUGCACAUGCAGGCCGGCGAAGCAGCCAUGGAGCCGGCGCCAUCGUCAGCGAAGAAGCAGCCGCAGAAGCAGCCGCAGAAGCAGCAGAACAACGGGGAGGAAGGAGCAGUGGCGAGUGCGAGACAGCAGGUGCAACAGACAGUGGACGUGACAAAGCACGCGAUCUUGCAAACCGUCAAGGACAUUAACCUGUUCUGUGACCAUUUGCCGGACAUCAAGCAAGCCACCAACACAAACGACGAUGACUUGGACGAGCUGCACAGGAAGAACGCCGAGGCCGCCUCACUUCUCCGGACCAAAGUGCAGCUGGCAGAGGAGAGGCUCGCCCUACUUCGCGGUCGCAUCACCGAUAUCACCAACGCUGCCUUUCUCACACAGCCAAAGCCAAACCCGGCUGCGUUGCCGACACCAUCAGUGCCAGCAUCGUUACGAACACAGCGAGACACGCCCAGUCAAUGCGAUGACAGCGCACCGGCCGAAGCGGAAACCCAACCUGAUAAGACUGCCACAGAGCACCAGACAACGACACAGGAGAGUGCUUCUGGUGGCGGCGGUGCUGAUGAUGAUGAUGGCAGCAGAAACAGCAAUAGUGGUACAGGGCCUGGCAAUGAUGGUGGAAACUUGGACAGCAAGGAUAAUACGGACAGCACCAGGGACGAUGCCGACGGCAGCAUGGCGCGAAAACGGGCAAAGCUUGAUGCGUAGCGACGUGUGAUUCCCAGUUGCUUGUGGUGUCUUUACUUGCGUUGCUUGUGCGUACGCUGUUUGCUACCGUGUAAAUAAGCAGCACUCGACCCGAG
Molecule: messenger RNA, 1042 nt
Organism: Salpingoeca rosetta
Lineage: Eukaryota; Choanoflagellata; Craspedida; Salpingoecidae
Exons: 3
Coding region: 168-947 (259 amino acids)
Biological process (GO): regulation of transcription by RNA polymerase II
Cellular component (GO): mediator complex
Molecular function (GO): transcription coregulator activity
Source: RefSeq, a predicted model, not a curated record